AUGGCAGCAGAUCUCGAAGCGCAUCGCCCGUCCCGGAUCCACCGGUGGAAGCAAGCAGUGGACCCCCGCAAUGCCGACCUGAUCUGUCUGCUCCUGUGUCUAAACACCGGCCUCUGCGACAGUGCAGCCUACAACGCAUGGUCCUGUUUCCUCGCCAUGCAAACAGGAAACACCAUCUUCCUCGGGCUAGGCGCCUCCAACCUACCGGACAACAAACCCUGGGGCUGGCUCAAAUCCCUCAUCUCCAUCGUCGGCUUCUUCCUCGGCGCGCUCAUCUUCUCGAACAUCACGCGCCGUGUCGGGGCCCGCUCCCGCGUCGCCCUCUUCGUCUCCUUCCUCGUGCAGGCCAUCCUCGUCGUCAUUGCCGUCGCCCUCAUCGAAGCCGACCUCAUCCCGCACACCCCCGCCGACAUGACCUUACAGUCGGGCCCGCUUUUUCUCGAACUCAUCCCCAUCGCGCUUCUCGCCUUCCAGUCCGCCGGCGCCAUGACCGCCAGUCGCGCGCUGGGCUACUCCGAAAUCCCCACCGUCGUCUUGACUAGCGUUUACUUCGACGUGGCGACGGAUCCGCAGAUAGUGCGCGGGCCCUUGACGAAUGUUAAGCGCAACCGUCGCGUCGGGGGCGUCGUGGCGCUGUUGGUGGGGGCCAUUGCGGGCGGGUGGCUAAGUCGGAGCAGUGGGGGGAUGGAGUCGGCGCUGUGGAUGGCGGCGGGGUUGAAGUUUGUGGUUGCUCUGGCUUGGUUGGUGUGGCCGGGGGAGACCGUUCAGGAGACGAAGUGA
This is a messenger RNA of Aspergillus campestris IBT 28561, 780 nucleotides long. RefSeq names its product YoaK family protein. Lineage: Eukaryota; Fungi; Ascomycota; Eurotiomycetes; Eurotiales; Aspergillaceae. The record is from RefSeq and is a predicted model, not a curated record. Bases 1 to 780 code for a protein of 259 amino acids. The transcript has 2 exons.